Molecule: messenger RNA, 4218 nt
Organism: Alosa sapidissima (American shad)
Lineage: Eukaryota; Metazoa; Chordata; Actinopteri; Clupeiformes; Clupeidae
Gene: mpx
Product: myeloid-specific peroxidase
Exons: 15
Coding region: 60-2750 (896 amino acids)
Biological process (GO): response to oxidative stress
Molecular function (GO): protein binding; heme binding; peroxidase activity
Source: RefSeq, a predicted model, not a curated record
AAGUUAGACCUAGCAGACACUCAACAUUCAACUCUACUGAAGACUCAGACUGAACAGAUAUGAAUCUGUCUACCUUCCUGUCAGUCACUGGGCUCUACCUGUUGCUCAGCUGGUGUGAUGGCUCAGAAAGCCCAGGUCGACCUUUCAUCCUAGAAGCUGUUGAGGAGGCAAAGAGGGUCGUGAAUGAGGCCUACAAGUAUUCACGUGAAGAGAGUCUGAGGAGAGUGCGCAGAGAGGACAUCCGCCCCUCAGAUAUUUUGCGACUGAUGAAGCAGCCAGCACGGGAUACCCGGAAUGCAGUGAGGGCCGCCGACACCAUGGACAUCGCCCUCGGGCUCAUCCACCAGAAGGCCCAUCACAUCCACAAGAGAUCGAUCAAUGCCACAGACCUGAUCACAGAGGACGAACGGCAGCUCAUUGAGCGUCUCACAGGCUGUACUAGUCGUGUCCUGACCCCAUCCUGCAGAACAACCCCUUUAAUCAACAAGUACCGUACCGCCACCAGUGUCUGCAACAACAAGAAAAACCCAAGGCUUGGAGCUUCAAACACACCUUUUGCCAGAUGGCUGCCGGCCGAGUAUGAAGAUGGCAUUUCUCAGCCAAAAGGGUGGGACCGGAAUAGAAAGUACAACAAUUUUCUGCUUCCUCUGGUGAGAGAGGUGUCCAACCGUAUCCUGAGCACCACUGACAAUGGUGUUGAGAGUGACAAUGAAUUCUCCUACCUGGUGACGAUCUUCGGUCAGUGGAAUGACCAUGACCUGACAUUCACGCCUACCUCCCCCAGCAUACGCUCUUUCAGCAGUGGCCUGGACUGUGACACCAGCUGCAAGCAGUCCAAUCCCUGUUUCCCCAUACCGGCCCCUACAGGAGACCCCCGGCUGUCCCAAGACACCUGCAUCCCAGUGUUCCGCUCAGCUCCGACCUGCGGCACCGGGAACAGUGCCUUCAUGUUCGGCGGGCAGGCCAACGUGCGUGAACAGAUCAACUCGCUGACGGCCUUUGUGGAUGUGGGCCAGGUCUACGGCUCGGAGGACAGCCAGGCACGCGACCUGCGCGACCUCACCAAUGACGGAGGCCUGCUGCGCGUCAACCAGAGGUUCCGUGACCCCUCGGGCAACCGGGAGCUGCUGCCAUUCUCGAGUGUGGAGGGAAACAUGUGCGCUACACGCCGACCAAUCACCAAUGACACCACUGCAGAAGAAGUGCCUUGUUUUGUGGCAGGUGAUGCCCGUGUCGAUGAGAACAUUGGCCUGACGUCUCUCCAUACUUUGUUCCUGCGGGAACACAACCGGCUGGCUCGGGCCCUGCGGCAGCUCAACCCCCACUGGAGCAGCGAGACCCUCUACCAGGAGGCCCGCAAGAUCCUGGGUGGCUACCACCAGGUCAUUGUGUACCGUGACUACCUGUUGCACAUCAUUGGCCCUGAGGCUCACAGCAGAUACCUGGGCACUUACUCGGGCUACAACGACAGCGUGGACCCAAGUAUCUCCAACGUGUUUGCCACAGCUGCCUACCGCUUUGCCCACAAUACCAUCCAGCCACUGAUGUUUCGUCUGGAUGAGAACUACAAUGAUAACCCCCAGUUUCCCAGCGUACCCCUCUUCAAAGCUUUCUCUACCCCAUGGAGGCUGAUCUUUGAAGGUGGCGUUGACCCUCUGAUCCGGGGCCUGGUCGGGCGACCGGCUAAGCUGAACACCCAGGACCACAUGAUGGUGGAUGCCCUUCGGGAGAAGCUCUUCAAGUUUACCAGUCGCCUGGCGUUGGACCUUGGCUCCCUUAACCUCCAGCGAGGCCGAGAUCAUGCCUUACCUGGGUAUAACGCAUGGCGCCAGAUCUGUGGUCUCUCUACUCCCAAGACAGAGGCACAACUGGCUACAGUUUUGCAGAACAGGGUCCUAGCCCGUCAGCUCCUGCAGCUGUACGGAUCCCCUGACAACAUUGACAUUUGGCUUGGCGGUGUGGCAGAGCCUUUUGUCCAUGGUGGCCGUGUGGGACCCCUUUUUGCCUGUCUCAUCGCCACCCAGUUCCAGAAGAUCCGUGAUGGGGACAGGCUGUGGUGGGAGAAUCAUGGGGUGUUCACGAGGGCACAGAAGACCUCGUUGGCCUCAGUCUCAAUGGCCCGCAUCAUCUGUGACAACACUGGCAUCAGAGAUGUUCCAAGCAACCCUUUCCUCUUCAGUGCCCGCGGCUCUGGCUACACCAACUGUGAUGACAUCACUCCAUUCGAUCUCCGACCAUGGCUAGAGACAGAUCUGGACACAGAGCCAAUCCCAGGGCCGCCAGGACCACGCGGACCUGCUGGGGAACGAGGUCCCGCAGGGCCCCAGGGUCUAAAGGGUCCCCCAGGGCCCCCCGGCAGCAGCAGCCAACAACCUCGCUCUGCUUUCUCCGUCAGCCUUGGGGGCUCCAUCCCAUCCAACAGCAAAGUCCUCCGCUUUACCCGCGUCACCUACAACGGCCAGGGCCACUACAGCACACAGACCGGCAAGUUCACCUGCCAGGUGCCCGGCGUCUACGAGUUUGAGGUCUUCUGCACGGCGAUCCAAAACGUGGGCAGUAUUCAGGUGAAGCGAAACGGGGUGGUGGUGAUGACCGCCUUCUCAUCCUUCGUGGACGGCCGAAUCAACUUCACUGGGGAUACAGUGGUGCAGCUGGGGCUGGGGGAUGAGGUGUGGCUGGAGGCCAGCCAGGGGGGGUCUGGACUUCUCUCAGAGAGUUUCUUUACUGGACACAUCCUCUUCACAGUCUAAGGGCAAGAGAGGACAGUCUACAUAUAUUCACUGCACAGGCAUGUAAAUAUAAUCUCUCACGCAUUCCGUAUAACUAAAACAAUCUUGUUACUGUUUUUAAACUUGAUCUUUGCUCAGAUCUCAUAUUUGCAUUCGCACUUCAUAUAGACCCUUUUACUGUUUGUAAACAGUGAUGGAUGUGCACACAGCAUGGUGCCGGAAGGUAAUUAGUUUGUCAAGCUAUGCAAAUGGAUUAACUACAAAAGAUCACAAAAAACACCUGACCACAAACCAACCGGACAACCGGUUCCAGUUCACCCAUAGUUCCCACAGGGGGGGUUUGUGAGUAAGCUCCAUAUGAAUGGGAGUCUAUGGGCUAGAUGGCAAAAUUUAAAUUUUCACUUGCUUAUCACCAAAAAACAUCAAUUUUAUUGUAGUUUCCACAGCUACAGUAUGGGGUUUCCAUCAAAAGUGAAACAAACAAAUACCUAUGUCCUGUAAAUACUUUACAGGGUGGGCCAGUGGCCAAGUCUCUGGUCUGAAUGAAUAGGGUAGCAUAUCAGUUUCGGCACCAGUAUGCACACUCAAAAAUGUUGACGACGUAAGCAGUAAAAGGGUCAAUACUGCAUCAUAUUCCCAUAGCUAAUUGUAGUCUAUAGGCAUUGCUAUAUUUGUUUAGACAUUAUGAUUGCAAACACAUGAAGUAGACACAGAAUCAUAUGAAUUCUUUUUUAGCUGGUCUGAGAAUCAGAAUUUAUUCUAAUAGCUUACAAGUGCGGAAUAAAGACAUGUUAUGUUUUUCUCAGUAUGUGCUGUAUAUAGAUGUUAACUGGAAAUAAUUGUAACCCAAGCUGUGAAAUCCUAGCCUAGAAAUGUAGAUGCACCCUAGCGGCAGCAAAUGUAAUUUGCAGCCAGGGUAGUCUAGCAACUCUCAGUUGGCUUGCGGGCUGGAAAAAUCAAACUUCGAUCAGGCCAAUCACAUCUUGUAUAGAGUCGUUGAGCGGGCUUAACAUAAUGACGACUGACUUGCGACGGUUCCACGUGAAUUCCCUGCUACUUAAAGAUGGAUGCUGCUGCUGGCGAACCGUGCGACUGGAGUUAAGCUUUUUUUAAGUUGCCAAAAGUUUGAUCAACUAGCCAACUAGCUCUGCUGGUGGGAAAACGCAUGAGCCUCAUGAGUUGUAGCGCUAUCCUAUUGUGUGCAGAAGGAAUUUGAAAGACAACCAUUUAUCCCGCCCCUCAUUAGGCUAGUGAAAUCCCAACAUUUGCACUGAAUUGUAUACUGAGUAUUUAGACUGUUUUUAUCUUAUUUUAAAAUAAGACUCAGAACAAACAACUCAAAACAAACUUCACAGAAUAGUUGCAUCAAGUAACAGUACAUUACAUGUUACAUUACUGUAGCUCUUUGCUUGUUAUUCUGAAACCAAAUGUAUACUGUUUUAUGGACAUUGUCUGAUAUGUGUUGUUUAUUUAAAAAAAAAAAAUGAAA